CGCCGCGCUGUCAUUGGCUCGCUAAAAAUGCCUCUCUAAUCUGCGCUAUUCUGUGAACGCCUCCUCCUCCGCCUCCGCCUCCUCCUCCUCCUUCUCCCCCCACCCCCCUCCUCUGCUCUGACCUUCCUCCUUCCCGCAGCCCCGGCGAGAUCCGGGCGAGACGCGGUGGCGGCAGCAGCGCCGUCCUCCUCUUCCCCCGGGAAGUCGUCCGGGCUUGAGGCCGGGUCCCAGAAGCCCCGCUUCGCCCAGUGGCGUCGCCGACGCUGCCCGGCGCUCCUGCCCCCAGCGCAUGAGCAGCCGAGCCCACUGACCACAGCUCCACACCUGUCCGUCCCCCCACGGCCACACCAUGUCGGGCUCCUACGACGAGGCCUCGCUGGCUCCGGAGGAGAUCACCGACAGCUUCUGGGAGGUGGGGAACUACAAGCGGACGGUGAAGCGCAUCGAUGACGGUCACCGCCUGUGCAACGACCUGAUGAACUGCGUGCAGGAGCGCGCCAAGAUCGAGAAAGCCUACGCGCAGCAGCUCACCGACUGGGCCAAGCGCUGGCGCCAGCUCAUCGAGAAAGGCCCACAGUACGGCAGCCUGGAGCGGGCCUGGGGUGCCAUAAUGACAGAAGCAGACAAGGUGAGCGAGCUGCACCAAGAGGUGAAGAACAACCUGCUGAAUGAGGAUCUGGAGAAGGUCAAGAACUGGCAGAAGGAUGCCUAUCACAAGCAAAUCAUGGGAGGCUUCAGGGAGACCAAGGAGGCUGAAGAUGGCUUCCGCAAGGCCCAGAAGCCCUGGGCCAAGAAGAUGAAGGAGCUGGAGGCAGCCAAGAAGGCCUUCCAUCUGGCCUGCAAAGAGGAGAAGAUGGCCAUGACACGGGAGAUGAACAGCAAGACGGAGCAGUCAGUCACGCCUGAGCAGCAGAAGAAGCUGCAGGACAAAGUAGACAAGUGCAAGCAGGAUCUGCAGAAGAUGCAGGAAAAAUAUGAGAAGGUGCUAGAAGAUGUGGGCAAGACCACACCCCAGUACAUGGAGGGCAUGGAGCAGGUGUUUGAACAGUGCCAGCAAUUUGAGGAAAAGCGGCUGGUCUUCCUCAAGGAGGUGCUGCUGGACAUCAAACGUCACCUCAACCUAGCUGAGAAUAGCAGCUACAUCCACGUGUACCGAGAGCUGGAGCAGGCCAUUCGAGGGGCUGAUGCUCAGGACGACCUCAGAUGGUUCCGCAGCACCAGCGGCCCUGGCAUGCCCAUGAACUGGCCCCAGUUUGAGGACUGGAACCCAGACCUCCCUCACACAACCACCAAGAAGGAGAAACAGCCAAAGAAGCCAGAGGGGGUGACACUGACCAAUGCCACUGGGGCAGUGGAGUCCACAUCCCAGGCUGGGGACCGUGGCAGCGUUAGCAGCUAUGACAGGGGCCAACCGUACGCCACCGAGUGGUCGGACGACGAGAGCGGGAACCCCUUCGGGGGCACUGAGGCCAACGGGGGCGCCAACCCUUUUGAGGACGACGCCAAGGGAGUGCGUGUGCGGGCGCUCUACGACUACGACGGCCAGGAGCAGGACGAGCUCAGCUUCAAAGCUGGAGACGAGCUCACCAAACUGGGCGAGGAAGACGAGCAGGGCUGGUGCCGCGGGCGGCUGGACAGUGGGCAGCUGGGCCUCUAUCCCGCCAACUACGUGGAGGCCAUCUAGCUGCCCUGCUCCCCUCACACCCCCUCUCACUCCUCGCCCACCACUUCCCCGACCUUCCCCUUCUUGUCUCCCUCCCCUGCCAUAGAGUUCCAGACAUAUUUUCCAAUCAAGCUUUUAUUUUUUUAAAAGUUAAAACAGAACAAAACAAAUAAAAAACAGGAAGAGACAGAAGCAUUUGCAGGGCCUCCUGGAGGCCAGGGUGGAGGGACUUGGGGUGAUGGCUCCUGUGUACAUGAGGGUCUUAGGACUUAGCCCAACAGUGACAUUAGGCAUUUGCUCUUCAGAUCCCACCAAAGAGUUCCCUGACCCCUGAGGGGUGGUGUCUCCUGGACCCUUCCACUCUGGCUGAACCCCCACCCCAGGCUGCCAGCACCUGAGCCUGGUUUCCUAACCUCUUCCUCCUGCCCUACCCUGCUUCCAUUCCACCACCACCCCACUCUCAAAGUCCCCUCCAUCCCCAGGUCCCAGAGAGGGGAUGCCUCCCAGUUUUCAAUUUUCCGCUCUGCCCUGGGGAGUGCCCUUCUCCUAGCCCCGCCCCCCUUCCUCUCCCUGGUGGCCCACAGCCAUGUGGGACAGUUAUGGCCGGAGGAGGAAUGGUCACUUUUGUUCCCCACUGAAGGUUUCCAGGCACGAAGAAGGAUGAGCUGGAGGAGGUGACUGUCACUGGGGUGCAGGACGGAGAGUGAGAGGAGAACAGGUCCUCAGUCCGUUCUGGGCCAGCCCUCCCAACCCCAGCCCACUGGAGGGCCUGAGACCCUGGCGGGGCUCUUCUUUCCCACCGUCAGCACUUUGGGCACAGGCUCUUCAGAGCCAAACACCCUCUGUAACUUGAGACCCCUGCCCCCUCUCAGAAGCCCCUCAAAGCCCAGGGGAAAGCCAGCAACAGUAGCAGCCUCCUCCCAUUUCCUGGGGAGGGGUGCAUCUUGCCCACCCACUCACUCUCUGUGUCCUUCCAAAACCAACAUGAGCCUCCAUGAGACCAAGCCUUGGGCCUGCCUGCAAGGCCCUGGACCCCUCACCCCUCUCUCCCCUUCCCUGGCCUGCCUGGGGGAGGCUGUGGGGGCACUGGGGAAAGCCUGCAGCUGUGGGGGAAGGCAGGAGUUGGCAGGAGGGAGGAACCCUGGCCCUCAGGAGCAGGGCAGCCACCAUGUCCUCCUUCCACUCCAGCCCCAGGAACAAUGUUCCCCCUGCUGGCAGCGCCCCCCACCCCCCACCCAGCUCUCCAAGCCUGGGGCUCAGUUAAAGGACUUUUGGGGGUGGGUGGAGGCAAAGGGACCACCCAAAGUAGGGAGUGUUCCUGUAGUUGGUGAAAGCCAUGGUCUCCAUGGAAGCAGAGGUGGGGACCUGGGAAGCGGACCAAUGCAGGACAAGACCCCAAGCAGUGGGGGGUGGCAGGAAGAGGGGUCACUUGGGACCUCUGGGACGAGGACCUGAGACCACCUGUGGCAUCUGUGGAAACUUGCUUACAGCUGAGGCCACUUCCAGGCCUCAGGGCUGCAGACACCCUCCCUUUCCCGCACCCCUGGCCUCCUGGCACCCCAGCCCCUCUGUCACCCCUUAGUCCUCUUUCACUCCCUGCUUCUCCCACAACCCACUGGGAGGAGGGAGUUGACACCAGUUUCAAGGCCCUGCACUGGAGGAUCCCGGCAGAUUCUCGCAGGAGCCUGAGCUGGGAUAGGCUGCCCUCAGGGGCAGGGGAGUUGGGGGGAAUAGGGGCCAUGGCACCCUAGGAACAGGCAAUUCCCCCUCAGCCAGCAUCCUCUUCUUCAUCACUGUCUGCUCUUGGGGCCUCUGCUGCAGCCCCAGAUGUGCCCUUGGGCCCCUUACAGCCUGAAGGAAAAUUUCAGAAGUCCUUAGCCUGUGCCAGGCCUCCCAGCUCCAGAAUAAAAGCCUCUUCACCCUCUCCCCAAGGCAAGAAUUAGGGUUUGGGGCCUCUGUCCCUCACCACCAACUUUGAAAGGCAGGAAGCUGGGCACAUCUGCACUUUGGGACCUAGGCACCCCCUCUCCAUGCUGGCAGCCUCCCAGGACCUGGGGAGGGGGUGUGGCCCUCGCUGGACCCCAGGCCUGCCCUCGGCAGCACUCUGGCUGCUACUCGGGGCCAGGGACUUAAAGCCCCAUCCCUUCUGAUCACCCACCUCCACAGCCCAUUUGGGACCAUGCUCUCCCAGUCUCCAGGCUCCUCAGGAACCCAGAGCAGGAGGGUCUCUCACCUGGAAGUCCCUGUAGCUCCUGGGGGCCCCCACAAUGCUGGUGUCAGAGCACUCAUUGCGGAGCAUAGGGGACGCACCCCUCACUGUGCCCAUGGCUGCCUCCCUUAGCCCCCUACCCUUGAUGCUGCAUGGGCCCUCCUUGGUGGGGCUCGGUGAGUAAUGUGUUUUACCCCCAGUUAACCACCGUUCCGUGGCCUGGUUCUGCGAGGGGCCAGGACUACUGCACCACCUGCCGCCCACUGUCCGCCACCCUAGGCUUCCUGACUCCAUUCGUUCCGACACUUGUGAAACUCCGAGAAGUGCUGUGGUCUCAGCAAUGCACCUGUUUUGUACAUGAUUGUGUAAUUUAAAGGUAUAUAAAUAUAAAUAUAUAUAUAUAUAUAAGUGGUGACUGUAUCACUGCAGAUAAAAUCCAGAACUGUGUCAACCUGG
This is a messenger RNA of Choloepus didactylus (southern two-toed sloth), 4328 nucleotides long. It is a transcript of the gene PACSIN1, whose product is annotated as protein kinase C and casein kinase substrate in neurons 1. The transcript has 10 exons. Gene Ontology annotation, biological process: plasma membrane tubulation; positive regulation of dendrite development; cytoskeleton organization. The record is from RefSeq and is a predicted model, not a curated record. Lineage: Eukaryota; Metazoa; Chordata; Mammalia; Pilosa; Megalonychidae. Gene Ontology annotation, molecular function: phospholipid binding; protein binding. The coding region runs from base 350 to 1684 and encodes 444 amino acids. Gene Ontology annotation, cellular component: endosome; plasma membrane; cytoplasm.